GUAUCAAAAAGUAUAAAGAGUGACCUAGAGUACAGUGGGUAACAAAAUAUCAAGAUGGCGGACGAGCGCGAUCCAGCCGAGAGAGUGCGGAGACUUGUCCAAUACGCUGGGCAAGUUGAGGUUGAUAAUAGCAUAGAACCUAAGAAAUACUUCAGAUCUGGUGUAGAAAUGGAGCGAAUGGCAAGGAUAUAUCAUGAUGAAGGAAAUCUGGAAAGUGCAUUUAUUUUGUAUUCGAAAUUCAUCACAUUGUUUGUGGAAAAACUUCCUUCACAUCCAGAAUAUGCCAAGGCAGCACCAGGAGACAAAGCAACAAAUAAGAAGAGCCUCAGAAGAGUAUUUGGUGAAGCUGAGGAAUUAAAAGGAAUUUUAAAGGGAAAGUAUCAGAAGGAAUAUGAACAGUUAAUGGUUGAAGAGGCUAGAAAGAAAGAAGAGGAAGAAACCAAAAGAAAAGAGUUUGAGAAAAGGGAAGCUGAAGAAAAAGCACGAAAAGCACAGGCAGCCCAGCAAAUAGCACCACAGCAUAACAACACAUCAAGGCCUCAUACAGAGACCCCAAGUGUUACUCCAAGUGCACCGCCACUGAUUGAGGAUUACCUUGCCCCACCCACCUCCUAUCAGGAGUCAUCUGACAGUCCAAAUUCAAUAGUGGGUAAUAAUCAGCGUGAACAUGGCACCCCUAGUGACAACAAUCAAACACAUAGCACGAUGCCAUCACCACCUAGCUACUCAUCACUCUUCUCUGUACAAACACCAAGUGUCCCAACAAUUGACAGGUCCACCAAACCAGUCAUGUCUGCAGAUGCGUCAUCAAGUGGCCUCAGAAAAAUGCAUGUUCCAGCAGAACUCAUCAGUCAGUUCCUACGUCUGGCAUCUAACAAUACAAGGAAAAACCUUGAAACCUGUGGCAUUCUAGCAGGCCGACUUCAAAGCAACAUGUUCUGCAUUACUCAUUUGUUGAUCCCCAAGCAAACCUCAACAUCAGAUUCCUGCACAACUCUGAAUGAGGAGGAUCUGUUUGAUUAUCAAGAUUCUCACAAUCUAAUUACAUUGGGUUGGAUACAUACACACCCAUCACAGACAAGCUUCAUGUCCAGUGUUGAUCUUCACACCCAUUGCAGUUAUCAGCUUAUGAUGCCAGAAGCAAUUGCUAUUGUGUGUGCUCCGAAGUUUGAUGAGACUGGUGUGUUUUCUCUCACCCCAGAUUGGGGUCUUCAAUUUAUUUUGAAUUGUAAAAAGCCAGGAUUUCACCCACAUCCCAAAGAGCCUCCACUAUAUGAGGAGAGUUCACAUAUAUUAUGGGACAAGGUUGCAAGAGUGGAUGUUGUUGACUUAAGAUUUAAAAAAUAGAAAGAUAUCAGCUUAAACUUGCCACUGAAACUAUAAUUUUCAAUUGCCAAACAAACCGUCAAAAUGUAACAAAGUAUAAAGGUAACAUAGUGGAAGAGAAAAUUUCAGUUUAGAACACAAAACAGUAGUUAACCACUAUGAGCAAAGUGGAGGUGGCUAAUGGUGGUUUAUACAGUGAGGUAGUUCCUGUUUACUAGCCACCAAUACUGAGGGAAUAGUUGUUUUAGUGUUUAUUAAAACAGUGAUAUAGUAGGGCACAAAAAGGCGAUUUUCACUCCCUUAUUACUGUUGCAA
Molecule: messenger RNA, 1641 nt
Organism: Pocillopora verrucosa
Lineage: Eukaryota; Metazoa; Cnidaria; Anthozoa; Scleractinia; Pocilloporidae
Product: STAM-binding protein-like
Biological process (GO): protein K63-linked deubiquitination
Cellular component (GO): membrane; endosome
Molecular function (GO): protein binding; metal-dependent deubiquitinase activity; K63-linked deubiquitinase activity
Source: RefSeq, a predicted model, not a curated record